AUGAAAGAUGAUGAUUGCUCUCUAAGUGUGUGUUUAUGGAAAGAGAGGAAGAAGAUGGAAGCCUGGGUGGCUUUAGCAUAUUUCCAGCAGCUUGACGAAAGCUUCGUCAAGCUCCUAGGCGAUUUGACAGAAGAGAAAAUGGGAAGCAAUUGUAGAACAAGGCUUGAAAUCGAAGGGUUCCAGAGAUGA
Messenger RNA from Prunus armeniaca (apricot), 189 nucleotides. NCBI's taxonomy places the organism in Eukaryota, Viridiplantae, Streptophyta, Magnoliopsida, Rosales, Rosaceae. The record is from the annotation of a GenBank genome assembly.